CAACUUAUAAUGGCGUAUUAGCAGUAGUUAUGUGCACGCGUUAUUUGUGAUAGAUGUGUGAUCACCAACCCACUAUUGCAGUUUUUCUGAUUUUUCACAGAAGAUCCCAUGACCCGCUCUCACCUUUCAUUGAAGGCUCACAGUCAUCGCGAUGCGUUUCAACAAACAGGAGCUGACAACAUUAGCCACGCAGCCUUCACAGAAAUUUGACAAAGAAGGUGUUUUGUUCCUGCGCGAAAGGCAGGAAGGUUUCUUUCGGCGUUCCGAAAGGAAAGACAACAAAAGAGGGAAAAGAUCAAAGAGUCUUCGAGAACUGAGCUGCUAUAGUGGACCAAGCAAAGUCAGCUUGGAACGCUGGUGUAGACUCCGUGGCAAUCUUCUGUUUUACUUCAAAUCCAGAGAACAGUGGUCCGAACCGCUUGGUGUUAUAAUUCUUGAACAGUGUUCCAUAAAGGUUGAUUCACCGUCUGUUGAAGGGCCAUAUGGGUUCCACCUAGUGUUUGAUGGUGGUCUUAGUCAGCAUCUAGCAGCGUAUUCUCAGGGAGAGAGAGAUGCUUGGCUGCAAGCUAUACAAUUGGCCAGUUACGAGUGCAUGCGUUCACAGUUGUUGGCUCUGCAACAACGAAUGGAGCUGAGACGAGGACAUGAUCCUCACCUAGAUAUUCAUAUGUGGCGCAUUCGACAUGGUCAUUCUGUAGAUCCUUCAGAAUUGCCACUUUGCGAGAUAUCGUUGGCCUGUGAUAAUUUGCUUUGUGAUGGUCAUGGGCGCUCACCUAACCCUGUGCUUGCUGUGCAUGUGUUCAUACCAUCAGAAAGAGUCUGGAUGAAAUAUGGGAAAACAGAAGUGGUUGAGAGGAGCAGUAAUCCCUGUUUCCUUAACACCAUCAGCUUCCGUGCUAGUGACGGCUUGGGUACAGACACGAGAGUCCGUUUGACUGCUUUUGAUGUUCGUGAACAUGUGUCUCAAACAGCAAUUCCCAUUGGUUCAGCAAUCGUCACUCUAGGGAAAAUACAAGAAGCAGAUCGUCUACGUAUACCCCUACAAUCAGCAUCUGGUACUACUGUCGGUUUCCUGUCAAUCAGUGUGUGGAACCUCGAACCUGAAGAUAAGGGUGGGAGCACGGAGUCUACACCAUGCCGUAGUGUGCCAGAGCAUGAGGUUUCUGCGCAGGUGUACUCACAUAGACGGUCACAGUCACUGCCUCCUCGCCUUGGCACCAGAAUGAAGCUGCCGAAUCAGGGUCACCUACCUCAACUCUUUGCUUCACCAUAUGUUCAGACAUACCGAUUCCAUUCUGGACUUGGUGGUGACAUUUGUGUACAUGAAUUAAUGGCUGAGAGUCGUUUGUGCUUCCAGUUCCCUCAGCAACUGCUAGCGCUUUGGAUCCAGGAAGAAAAAGAACUGCUCCAGGAGGUAGCGGGCAUGGGAGAGUUACGUGAACCUUGGCACUCAAGACAAGUUGAAUUGCUUGACAGGCAUCUACAGCUGUUGCACCUUUACUCUCAAGCGAAGGAGAAUCUGGCUGUCCAUCGUGGAAGUUUCUUCAAGCCAAGUUCACGUAAAAAUGAUAGGACCCUGGAAUUUGCACCAGUCAAUCUACACUUGCAACGCAUGUGGGUACAGAAUGACACACUUCGGAAAAGUGGUUUCUAUGACAUCAUCACAGUCGGCGCUUUCACUGCACAUUCUCACAAGUCAAAAAAUGGAGGUCUCAUUAAGUUGUUACAGCAACUUAAGGAGUCACCUUCAAAACAGAAUAGUAAUUUACAAGGACCCACUAAAAUUUCCAUGGCACAUGAUGCUAUUCAGGCGAUUAAGCAACUGAGAAGAGAGGUUGUUGAUGGGAUGCGAGCUUUAAUGAAACUGGCAAAAGAGAAACAGACUGCUGGUAUGCUUCCUAUAUGUGAAGAUAUGAUCACAAAGACCCGAAUUCUCCUGAGCUUGUGGGAUCCAGGUCUGGUUGAAGAAGCUCUGUCAUUUAUAGAGGAACAUAAAGUGGCCCAACCUAUUGUAAACGAAUCUGCAGAAGGCGAAGAUGGUCUCUGUAGUUUAGAGCUUCACCAGCAGCAACAGCAGACAUUAUCGCCAUACCGACGAAUUACUCAACAACUAAAUUUUGAUCUGAAAUCACCGGAUAUAGAUGAUCUUGUGACACCUGAUACUCCACAGUGUACAAGAACUUUUUGGAAUAUCCCUACUAGUAAUAGUUCUGCUAAAAUGUGCCCUACAAAUUCCGCUGACAAAGAAGGUGGAACAUCACAGAGCAAUAGGGAUUCUCAAUUCAUUAUUUUUCCUGAUGCAGAAGAGGACAUUGAUAGGGAAGCUAAUGAACUGAAGGAGAAAGAAAAUGACGACAGUGGUGUAGAAAAUGAAGAGAACAUUCAUAGUAAUGAAGCUUCAGGCACAGACGAAACUAAACAAAUGAUUCUUCCAAAUGGGUAUGAUUCAGAUAUUGGGCGAAGAUUCCUGGAUACACAAGUGAUGUGCAGUUCUCCAUCUGCAAAUUACUAUAAACCAACUGAUGAACCUGAGCCGUGGGAUCUCACACAACUUAACAUUGAAGCCAGUGUUAUGUGCCUUGUCAGUAAAGUGAAAUUUCUCUGUGGCCGUUGUGGAAGCCCAGCUGUACGUCUGAGAUCUUCGCAACGUGGUGUUGGAAGAUCUAGGAGCUUCAGAAGUGGGCUUUCAACAAAAGAAGCCAAAGACAGUGAAACUACCAAAACUGAGUCUGUCGUCACGGUCCAGCCAACAAGCAAUACACCUCUGAGCAACGGGAAAGAUAGUAAUAGCCAAACUGAGAGCACCUGUUCUUCUACCAAAGCCAAAAGUGAAAGUGACAAAGUAAACUCAGAAGACUCUUUAGGCUUUAAUGCCAGUAUGAGCAGUGACGAUGUUCUAAACAAAACUGUGGACACAGUUCAGAAGGCUGUCAAUGGGGCUACAAACAGAAAUGGUGCCACCGUUCGAAAUAAGUUCACUGAAGGUCUGGAUUUUGCUUCCAUUGUAGACUGGACAUGUGAACUGAGGCCUAGUAUGAGAAAACUAAGGCAAGCAAUGGAUGGACUUCUAAAGACUGCUCGUCUUACUCAUAGUGUUUUCCGUGUGCAAGAAGAUAGUAGGAUUGCACAACGUGCAUGUAACGUUCGUUACCGCAGGGAUGUGUGUUUUUCACAGUCUCUCACGUCACUCGUAACUGGACUGAUGGCAAAAUUAUGGUGCCAGAAGCCUGAUCCAACAUUUCUUCUAGUUCUCACUACACUCGGGCCGUUGGUAUCAUUUGAAGGCCUGCUCAGCUACUAUGGUGAUGAAAUAGACAUGUGGGGUGACAUGACAGUGGCUGUGGAAGACCUUGUGACUGUGAAAUUUACACUGACACGUUCUCCCAAUAACUGUCGAUCAGGUAGCCAGCAGCAAGAAGCAGGACAGCCACAGCUGCCAGCUCCCCGUGUGACAGGUUCCCGGACUGCUCUGACUGUGCUACUUCCUGUCCCCGAUGCUGUCUAUUCCAUGCUACCACUGUCACACCCAGGGGCUGACACUGUUUCAUUUAACAUCACACCAGUUUAUUUCAACAUUGGAAUUAAUGAGAUGGCAACUUUGGCUGAAAGCCUGGGCAGCACUCGGCCACAGGAGAAGAGCAAUGUUGAUAAUUUUGACCGUUUAAAUGAGUAUUACCAUCGUUUCCGCAAGUUAAAUAUACCAGCCGACAUGGCAGGUCAUAGAGGCCAGUCUUGUGCUCCAUUACAAAUGAGUCUUGGAGAUCUGGUAGAGAAACUUCGUCAAGCUGUUCAUACGAGACAGAGCAAGAAUGUUCAAGUCCUGCAUUUAUCAUCUCACAUCUGCCGAAGGAUGAAAGGUUUACGCUUCACUAGCUGCAAGAGUGCCAAAGAUCGCACUGGAAUGUCUGUAACUUUAGAACAAUGCCAGAUUCUUGUCACGGAGUAUGAUUUGGCAGAACAUGAAUUCCGCAGAGCUUUGGACUGCAUGAGGAGUGAAGGUAGCCGUAGAGAGAAUACUAACAAGAACACAGGUGUUCGCAAAUAUGCUUUCAAUAGCCUUCAAUUGCUCACUCUACCUAAGGAGUACAGGCCACCUGCUGGUACUUAUGGAUCUGCACAAACGUGAUGUGACUGUUGUGUCUUCCAGUCAAGUUCCUAUAUAGUGUUGUUGGUGCUCUUUGGUUCUCAUAAACUUCAACCAGAAAAUUACAAGAAGUGUUAGUGAGCUGCAGUUACCUGAUUCUUAAAUGUCCCAAAAUUCAUUAAAAUUUGUGUGGCGUGUGUUUGCUCUAAGAGCUUAUUGAUGACACAGUGAUGCUUCGUAAAAGAUUACUCAGCAUCUGAUACAUUUACUGGAUCUACAGAAAGUAGCUUCAUAAGCUGUUCAGCUUCAGAAAACAAUAAACAAAUGAAAUCUGCAAAAUAUAUACAGCCAAGUGAUAUCUGUUUCUGCCUUUAGCAGGCAGCUUUAAUAAGUACAUUGUUGACAGAAAUCUGUGUGCACUAAGAAAAUAUUCACCUUACCUAGACAGUACAAAUUUUACACUGGGUGAUUACUGUACAUAGCAAAAGUAUUAUGUAAUACUUCAAAUUCUAAACACAUAUUCAUCUUUUAUUUGCUACUUACUCUGCACAAAAUGUAACAAUAUAAGAAAAUCAGUAUUAAUGGUAACACUAUACUGGAAUAACAAUUUUUUGUUGAUCUGGAAAUGAGGGUGAUAGAUUUGUUUUGUAAAGAUGUUGAAGUUUAUUGAUUAUUGUAAUGGUUGUUACUGAAUUAUUAUUCUUGUGUAAAUAUAUGUUUUUCAUUUUUAUAUUAAUAUUUAUUUUUACUUUUUUUGUUAUUUGUAUUAUUCAGUUGAUAAUGCUACAGAUUUGAAAUGCUCUAAAAGCAUUUUUUUUUUUUUUUUUUUUUUUCCAAAUCUUACCUUGAUAGCACAAUUUCCACUCUGGUAUGAGAGGCAAGAUUUGUAGUACUGAAUCACUGUAAUGCUGUCUUGAUGAGAGACUUCAGUGUCAUUUUAAUCUUGUACCAUUUGCAGUUUUUAGAUCUGAGGUAUGCUUUCUACAUGUAACUACUGAACUGUACAGACUGGUGCAUGGCGACCAGUGCCAGUACUGAAACACUGCUUUAUGUCAAACCUCUGCAAGCAGAAGUAUUCCGACAAUAGGGCUUACAGCUGAAGUAAAAUAUUUGCUUUGAUGUUUAACACAGUGAGUGAACAGCUUGUGUGAAAUUAAAAUCCUGGUUAAAUUCUGUAAGACAAGUACUCCCAGUAGAUACCUAUGAAAGUAAAAGUGAUGACGUUAUCGUAGCUUUUGGAACUAUUAGUUCCUUCCCAAGGGUGGAGAGAUGGGUAGAUUGUAGAAGGGUGAAGAGGGAGGACAGGUCACUCACACAUCAGGAUGAGAGAGGCCUGCCUGUAAUGAGGACAGUAGCAUUAACAGUUUGAGUGAUGAGUGAUGUCCUCAGUAUUGAAGUUAAGCUUGUCCUGCUUGUGGUUGUUUCUAUAUUUGCUGAAAUCGAUCACAUACCUUGAUCUUCUUCAUACAAUCUUUCAGUGUACUAACAGUCCUAACGUACAAGUAAAUUUCAGUCCAAGACCCAAUGCUUCCUUCUUUAACUGUGAUAAUCUCACUGCCUGUAGGACAUAACAUAAUUGUGAUUGGUAACUAUCGGUUGCUCUAAUGACUGCUAUUUUACCAAACUAGGUGUGAUCCUCCAUCUGGUCUACAGUUGUAAAAUCACAUUCAGUAGGGCGAUGGUUCAAACCCACAUCCUGCCAUCUAGGCUUAGGUUUUUCGUGAUUUCCCUAAAUCACUCCAGGCAAAUGCUAGGAUGUUUCCUUUGAAGAGAACAAAGCUGAUUUCCUGCCUCAUCCUUUCGUAGUCCCAACUUGUGCUCUGUCUCUAAUGAUCUCACUGCUGACAGGAUGUCAAUGUUUAAAUCUUCCAUAAUGUAGGAAAAGACAGCUUUCGACCACAGCCUUCGUCAGUAAGAGAGAGAUACGUACGAUUCAUACACACAAGCAAGCACACCUCAUGCACGCUGUCUCUCUCUUACUGAUGAAGGCUGUGGCCAAAGCUUUAUGUAAGUGUCUUUUAAUUGUGCCAGCCUGCAGCUUCACGUGUCAUCUUUACAGUAAGUAGCUAUCUGUCUUACCGUACAUGGUUGAUGUUCCUACUGGGGUUCCCAUUGUUUAAAUCUUCCAUCCUUUUUACAGCUUUAAAUCAACAUUUACUUAUCCUGUUUGGAGUCAGCAUUUUUCAAUCCAUUUUUCCCUUUCUGCUUGUUUCUAAUACCACCCUGUUUCAUACUUUAAGUGAAAAGAUUAUAUUUGUAUCUUCUUGCACCACAUUUCAGAUGCUUACAGUUUCUUCUUAGAUUUUCCAUUGUUGUGCUGUUUAAAGACUAGGCAGUUCUAUGCCCCAAAUGUACAACUUGAUGAAACCGUAUUUUUAUUUAGAGAAUGGGUGAAUUUUAAGAGAUUUCACUCACAUAAUUAUAAAAUAAAAAUGAUUUAUUCUUUGGAGUGCUCAUCUUGUGUAAUCUUACUUCUUAAAUGUCAGAACUCUUUCACUUAUUUUACAAUGACUUUUCCAGUUCCAGUUUACAUGUUCAGAAAUUCAUUCUCUCUUUCUUUCACAAAUCAUUUUAAUAUUUUUUACAAUGCAAAUUUUCUACAGGUUGCCCUUUACUUCCCAUACAGCCUCCCCACUUUCAGCCUAAUGAAUUGUGUCACUCAGUCUUAAACAUGGUAUGCGUUCUCCUCUCACUCUCAUUCCUGCUUUACGUUACUCUUUUACUCGUUUCAGUGCUUUUUUGUGUCAGUUGUAAUGAUAGGAACAUGAAGACAAUACAACACCCAGUCCCCAGGUGGAGAAGAUCUCUGACCUGGCCUGGAAUCAAACCCAGGCGGCCUCGGUUUGCAAUCUGUUAUGCUGACUGCACAGCUACUGAAGCAGACUAGACUUUUUAGUUUCACAAUUUUUGUAUUGUUUGCUACUGGUGGGAUUAUCAUGGCAGAAUUAAGAUACACAGAAUAUAUUGUAAAUGGCAUCAGGUAUUGUGCUGCAAUGAUUGACUUCUGUAUCAAAGCGAAGUUAACUGUCGUUGAAAAGGAAUUCCUGAUACGUACAACAGUAAUCGAUAGACAAGAUUUUUAAAUCCAAAUGCAGUCACUUGUAUUUCAUUUUGAAGUGACAGCUGUCUCCAUUUUAUAUUGCACUGACAUAUGUUAGUCACUGUUACAUUGUAAAUUACUAAAGGUAUCAGGUUAAUUUCUUUUAAUCAUUUACUCUAGGUGCAGAUAGAGAAUUACAAAAAUGGUACAUUUAAUAUUUAACAUUCUGGUACCAACAUGAUUGUUGGAGAUGGUACUGCAGUGUUUGUCUUGAAUAUAUUUUGAUUUAUGUCAUGAAUAACUUUGUCUUUUAUUACCAGUGUGCUACUUGUGCAUUCAUAUGUAACUAAUAUGGGAGACAAUUUGGGAAGACCAUCAGUACGUUACAGUCUAAGUGCCUUGCUGGAGGCAGUCCAACUACUUAAACACUUUAUUGAAGCAUUAAGCAUUCUCUGUGAUAAUCAUAUAGCUGAGACAUUCUCCACAACAGGUAAAGAAGUCAUGUUGUUAAACUGCUACCAUUGCAACAAAGAUUAUUUCUAUGUACAACAAUAGUACUAAAUAUAAAUGUACCAGUGAACAAAAGAAUAAAUGUUAUUUAAUAGCUAAUCUGUUCUGAUGUGGUACUUAUUGAGAAGUCAUAAAUCUUAGUAAAUAAAACUUGUGUUUAUUAACCAACAAGUGGAAUGUGCAAUUACACAUAGCUUUUACUUCUAGAGAGAAGAAUAUAACAUGUACAGUGCACUUAUUUUGUCUUAUUAUUUAUUGCUAAAUCUUUCUUGUUUCAACCAUUUAGAUGAACUGGUAUGGAAUCUCUAUUAUGACGUACAGUGUACAUACCAACUUCUAAAUUUAAAGUUGUAUAUAUAUUGUUAUGUGGUUUAAUAUUGAGAUGUUAAUUCACAUGCAGUAGCCUCAGUGUUAUGAAACCUAAGAACUUUCAUAAAUUAAAGAAAAUCUCAAGUUUUUUGUUACUUACAGAUAUUUGUAGCCAUUAACUAUAACCAAAGAUUAUAUGAUGCCCAUAGAUGCACUUUGCCUGUUAUGUACAGUUUAGAAUGUAGUUAAAAGUACAGUGUACAUAUAAAUGUUAUUUUAGAUAGUGCCUCAUGUGAUACAUUUGGUGAACAACUUAUUUUAAUGUAUUGUACCUAAUAACUAAAUGUUUUAAAAUGCAAACAUUCCUAAGGUGCUGGUGACCAGGUUUGUUUUAUGAUACUGGUGGGAUAUUUAAUAAUAUUUAUUGUAUUUAUUUGUAGUUAAAAUACAAUGUAUGAAGCAUCUGAGUGGUUGUCUGUGACAGCAUCAUAGUUACUUUUAGAAAAGAAAAGGGGAGGGAUUGGUUGUAUACAGUCACGUCUGAAAUCUAUCAUGUUGGAUAGUAAAAGCACAUAAAUAAAUUAUAUCCUACCACUAGACACAUUUUUAUGAAUGAAAUUCAUAUUGUGUGUUCUAAGGUUUAAAAUAUUGUCUAGUACAAAUAAAAAUAUCUCCUUGUAAGAUGGUGUUGAAUGAUGGAGUACACUGUAUCAGAGCAUUGUAAUGUAUGUAAUUCACUAUCUUUGUUCUGCGACCUCUAUAGUCAAAUAGGCAUCUCUGUUUCAAAAGUGAAGGAACAGAAUUUAUCAGCAAAGGGUAAAGAAAUGGUUUGGGGAGGAGGGGUGGGGAAUGGGGACUUGGACAAGUAAAGACGUUAGCAAGAAUCUUACACAGUGAAUGGUACCUCAGGAGUUAUCUACUGCAAUUUCAACAAACAGUAGCAAAAUUUGGUAUUUAUAACAAUAAAAAUCAUCUUAUCCACAGCAAAAUGUAAGAGGGGAAGAGAUUUUUCAGUUUCUUCUUACAUCACAUCUCUGGUGAUUUGGAGGCCUAGAUCUGUGUUAUUGUUACUGAUCACAAUAUUCUUUGUUUGUGCUGCUAGUACUCUCAUAUAUUGUUUUUUAGCUCUCCUAUUUUUUGUUGUCCUUGCUUUUAUUUAUCCUCCAAGGCAUGUGUCAGUCUUUUUCCUAUUUUACUUAACUGCCUUUCAUCUUUACAUUACCCAUUUUCCUCUUGCUCACAGAAUAUGUUAAUCAAAUCAAAUUGAUAAUAUUAAAAGAGAAAAGGAAUUAAAGUUGAAAACAACAUGGAUAAGAAGUUGGAUAUCUCAAAAGAGAGAACCCAUAGCUAAUUUUAGCACAACACUUUGGAGUGGGUUUGCAAUGCAUGAAUGUAAAUUAAGCUGUAGGAAGCAGAAGAUAAAAAGUCUCACGGUACUGUUUGUCCUGCUUUCGGAUGGUAUUUCAGUAACUAACCAGAUUCAUGAGAACUGGUGCGUAAUGCUUCAACUGUAUGUGUUUUUCAAAAGAAGUUUUAUUUUAUGUGCUUAUAUGACUGCCUGGCCUUGGUUAUUAAUUGUGGUUUUCUGCCUUUUAGAUAGAUAUUAUUCAUUUCCUGGGUCUUCAUUUAAUUAUACCUUUUAACCUGUCACUUUCUACACACUACAAUGUGAAAGUAGCAGAUCACACAACUUCAGUAAAGAUCAGGUGAUCAAACUAGAAUCAUGGAUAUUACUCAACAUGAACGUGAACACUUUCCAUGGUGGUGUUGUAUACGGAAUGCUUCCAUAAAUGUUAUGUCUGAAAGUAAGUAGUCGAAGGAAGAAGCAGAAACCAAAUUGUAGUGCAGUUAUUUUUGAGCAUUUCAUAGCAUACACUGAGGACAUUAGUUGUGUUAUUCAUAGUUAUAUUUCUUUGAAAUUAACUUUGCACUCAUAAAUUAUGAUGCAAGUGUUUAUAACAUAAUUUUCACACUUCAUGCAUUCAAAGAGUUUACACCCAUAGGUUCUUCCUUUUUAUGGACUAACUUUACAACAGUGGCACAGUUGACAACAUUUUUCAUACUUAAUGUAGACUGAGUAUUAUGCAUAAGUGGUGUACCUUUUCUUUAUUGCAUCAUAACCAAAUUUGGCUAAAUGUUCAAAAGGUGGCUGGUUAAAUUAUUUUAAAGCAUUCAGAUAUAAUGCCAAAAAGUUAAUGCCUCUGUAACAUACACAUAUACUUAAAUUUUAGAGAUGAAGAGGUAUAUAAUUUUGACUCAUAUAAAUAAAAUUUUGUAUUGACAUUCUUGUUGUGUGUUCAGAAUAAGUAUUAUAUUACCAUUUAAACAAUUUUUAUGUAGUAGUUCUUUGUCUUUCUCAAAAACUGUUGUAAUCAUCAAAUAAUCGUAUUAUAUUCAUGCGUUCCCUAAAAGGGAAAAACACUGUUGUAAAACCUGUUGUUACAAAUCUUGUAUUGUACUCAAAAAGAUAUUUUAAUGAUGACAAUCGAAACAGAUUGCUGCAAAAGCAGAUGUAUUGUAUUCUGAAGCAGUAAAAAAGUCUGAAACAU
Messenger RNA from Schistocerca cancellata (South American locust), 10492 nucleotides. Its product is annotated as inositol polyphosphate-4-phosphatase type I A. The record is from RefSeq and is a predicted model, not a curated record. Bases 152 to 4126 code for a protein of 1324 amino acids. The transcript has 17 exons. Gene Ontology annotation, cellular component: cytoplasm. Gene Ontology annotation, molecular function: phosphatidylinositol-3,4-bisphosphate 4-phosphatase activity. Lineage: Eukaryota; Metazoa; Arthropoda; Insecta; Orthoptera; Acrididae.